Purpureocillium takamizusanense is the source of this 803-nucleotide messenger RNA. RefSeq lists its product as uncharacterized. Lineage: Eukaryota; Fungi; Ascomycota; Sordariomycetes; Hypocreales; Ophiocordycipitaceae. The transcript has a single exon. The record is from RefSeq and is a predicted model, not a curated record. The coding region runs from base 267 to 650 and encodes 127 amino acids.
GGACGACGCCCGAACUUUCCAUUCAUUAGUUGCAAGUCCACGUCCCCAACGCGUAAACGUUUUUUGCAUAUUUUACAACCGGCACCGGCCCACGGUCCUUAUCUGCAUUCUCUGCGUUUCAUCGACAGUCCAAGCCGCGUCAAAUCCGUCUCAGAGCAUAUUUUGCGUACUACGGAAAUCCCACACUUGACACCUCCGAUCCGGAGCCUCCGGUCCAUUCCACACACACCGUGCGUAAAUAAAGACACGCCAUCCAACACAACGCCAUGGUUCGGGAAGUAAAGUCCAACGCGGAGCUCGAGGAGGUCUUCGCCGGCAACACGUACGUCGCCGUCGACUUCUUCGCCGACUGGUGCCCGCCGUGCAAGGCCAUCACGCCCGUCUUCGAGCAGCUGAGCGGCAAGCACGCCGUCGAGGGCCAGCUGGCGCUCGUCAAGGUCAACGUCGACCAGGUCAAGGAGCUGGCCAUGCGGUACCGCAUCACGGCCAUGCCGACCUUUCUCUUCUUCAAGGACGGCACGCAGGUCGCCGUCCACGGGCAGAAGAUGGUGCAGGGUGCGAACCCGCCCGUCCUGACCGCAGCGGUGGAGAAGUUGGGCGGGCUGGCGAAGAAGCGGGCUGAGGAGGCCAAGGAGGCCGCGGCAAAAUGAGUGUCAUGUAGUGAUGGAUGCGUGAGGGAGGGGGCAUUUUCCAGAGCCGGGCGCUGUGUUGUUUGUUUGUUUGUUCACCUGGAGCGAGGGCCUGUCGCAUCGACAAAGUACUACGUACUACUUCGUAGGUAGCACAUAUUUCACAUUGAUGGA